Drosophila miranda is the source of this 8496-nucleotide messenger RNA. RefSeq names its product adenylate cyclase type 9 (gene Ac13E). The record is from RefSeq and is a predicted model, not a curated record. NCBI's taxonomy places the organism in Eukaryota, Metazoa, Arthropoda, Insecta, Diptera, Drosophilidae. The coding region runs from base 1247 to 6424 and encodes 1725 amino acids. The transcript has 6 exons. Gene Ontology annotation, biological process: intracellular signal transduction; cyclic nucleotide biosynthetic process; adenylate cyclase-activating G protein-coupled receptor signaling pathway. Gene Ontology annotation, molecular function: adenylate cyclase activity.
GCCUUGCCGCCCCAUUUGCACUGCAACCAACUGAAUGAAACAACAUGUCGAUUUUUUUUCUGAAUUCAGAAAAUUACGUUGAUAUCCCACAAAAAUAUCCAUAUUGAUAUUCUCGCCAAAACAAAAUAUCACCUACAAGUAUAUUAUCGACAAAAAAAUAUUAAAAUAUUUGAUAUACCCAACAUCCCUAUGCGCAGCGUUUUCGAACGUCAAACGGUUGUUUUGUUUCGAACGGUAAAGUCGCGGGUGGCGGACGUUUCGGGCGAGCGACCGGAAAACUCUACAAAAAUCCAAAAACUGCAGACAAAAACAGCAACAGCAAAAACCACUCACUCCCAACGGAACGUGCAGCAGCGCGCGAUAAGAACCUCUAGCACCAAUAAUAGUACGUUGACGUUGACUUUUGAUUUCGGCGGCGGCGACGACGCGCCAGUGGCAGCGGCAGCGGCAGCGCAGCAGCAACUAGUGCAACGUGUAUGUGUGUGCGUCUGUGUGUGUCGUGUUUAAAUCUUUGCAAUUCCCCCCACUUCAGCCCCUCAACAACCACAGGCCUUCUGCCAUAGGAAAACGUGUUUCAAAAAAUAUAAUACUAUAAUAGUUUUUACUCUCUUUUUGUGUUGUUGUUUUGUUGCUGUUGUUUCUGUUGUAAUUGUAUUGUGAGAACUGUUGUGCGUGUGUGUCUGCGUGUGUGAUGUUAUUCUUUUUUGUUGUGUGACCUUUUUUUUGUGCUUUGAUUGGUGAUUGGCUUGGCAGUAGCAGAGAUACAUAGUACAUACACAAGAAAGAUAGAAGAUACAAUGGUCUCGUACUCAAAGCAAGGGGUCAUCAUCCAUGAGGCCUGAGCAGCGCGCCACUCGCUGCUAGCUGUAUACACUCGUAUGGCCUGCCACUUGUUGCAUGCAGCACUCAUGAUGCAACAGGAACAGCAGCAGCAGCAGCAGCCACAGCAACAGCCACAACGAACUCGAUUCAAGUCUGCAGCCUGCUACUCUCACGCCAUGUGGGCGAGGGGUGUCAAUUGGAGGAUGUUGCAACAGCAGCCAGCCAGAACAACAGCCGCAACAGCCACAUUAGCCCUUGGCCAAGGCUAGGGCACACACACCCAUACGCACACCCGCAAUAGCUGCAACAAAAGCAACAGUAAACGCAACAGCAACAGCAACAGAAACAGCAGCAGCCACUGCAACAAGAACCAGCUCCAAAAAGUUGAAGACUUUUUGUUGAUCUUAACGAAAAGCAACGCAAAAUGUCUGAGUCACGCCGUCAAUCGGUGAACUUACGGGCGAUGCCCCCGGGCGUUCUAGUCAACGAUAGCCGGGCCAACUCCACCGAUGACAUACAGAUCGCUCUGGCCCCCCACAUCCAGACGUAUCUGAGCCAGACCGGGCGCCGGCACUCGUGCUGCAGCGUCAUGCUGCCGGUGGCCUUCGAGCGGGCCGCCGCCAAGUCCUGGCUGGAUCCCAAGUUCGACUCCCCCGUCCUCGAGGAGCAGUACCAGGCCAGUGUCUUUCCCCACGUUCGCAUGCGAUACAGGUUCACCCUCUCAUACAUCCUCCUCUGCUCGCUGGCGUGGUGUCUGUACUUCGUGGUGGACGGCGGAUCGGAGGACUUCUGGCGACCGAUCUCCAGCUCGUUCUCGAUGCUGUCGCUGAUCACGAUCAUGGCGCUGUGCUUCACCCACUGGGACCUCUACAGGCAGCACAGGACGCUGACCUCCGCGGUGACUGCGAUGCUGCUGUGCGGAGCCUCGCUGGCCUUCCUCACGUACACGGGGAGGGCCUUUAGUCCACUGGGGCACUUCGCCAUCUGCCUGGAGAUCGUGCUGCUUAUCUACACUGCCCUGCCCAUGCCGCUGUGGGUGGGUGCGGUCAUUGCGAUCUUCUACUCGAUCGCCUUCGAGCUCGUUUCCCACGUGGUCAUCGGAUGCAGUGCCAUACAUGGGGGGGCGGGAUCGGUGGACAGUAGCGAUCCCAGCCACAAGAUACUCAUACUGCGGAUCAUGGCCCAUCUGAGCGUGCACCUGGUGGGCGUCCACGUGCUCGUGAUGAACCUGGUGCGGAUGCGCGGCACCUUCAUGAAGGUCGGUCAGAAUCUGCUCGUGCGCCGUCAACUGGAGAUGGAGAAGCAGCUCAAGGAGAAGAUGAUACACUCGGUGAUGCCGCCCAAGGUGGCGGACAUGCUGCUCAACGAAGGGGGCACCGCCGGACUGGACUCCGGCCUGCCCCCCGAGUCCCACUACAUGCGUCCGCGGGCUUCCAACGACGUGAAGUCCCUAUUCCGGCCCUUCCACAUGCACAGCAUGGAGAACGUGAGCAUCCUGUUCGCGGACAUCGUCGGAUUCACCCGCAUGUCCUCCACCAAGACGGCCGAGCAGUUGGUCGAGAUCCUCAACGACCUGUUUGAGCGCUUCGACGAUCUCUGCUCCCUCAGCGGCUGCGAGAAGAUAUCCACCCUGGGCGACUGCUACUACUGCGUCUCCGGCUGCCCUGAGCCCCGCGCGGACCACGCCAUCUGCUGCGUGGAAAUGGGUCUGGGCAUGAUCGAUGCCAUGCGCUGCUUCGACGCCCAGCGCCACGAGGGCGUCAAGAUGAGAGUCGGCGUCCACACGGGCACUGUUCUCUGCGGCAUCGUAGGCACGCGCCGGGUCAAGUUCGAUGUGUGGAGCAACGACGUAAGCCUGGCCAAUAAAAUGGAGUCCUCGGGCAAGCCGGAGCAGGUUCAUAUCUCGCAGGAGACGUCGAGCUUUUUGGGCGACAACUACUACCUGGAAGAGGGCGAAGAGGUCUUCGGUCAUCGCACCUACUUCGUGGUAGGACGCCGAAGCGACUUCUCCAGAACCAACAGCCUCAGUCCCAGCAUGCCAGCCCAUGCCAUUGGGGGCAGCUCCCUGUUGCUGCCCGGAGGCCAUGCCGGCUCAUUAUCGCAGAGCGCGACCAACAUCUCGGCGGUGCAGCCGCAAGUGCCGCCCGCCUCGCCGGUGGGGCAGCUUUCGAACUCGUUGAACCCCUCGCCGGUUUUGUCCAUACGCCCUCGACUGACCUCGCUGAGCAUGAAGCUGCGUAAGAAGUCGCAGAACCACAGCCGGGAGCGGGACAUUGAGCGGGGCAUCAUGCAUCCGGCGGCCAGCGGAAUACCGCCAGUUAUUGUGGUGCGGGAGCGGCCAAAGAUCAUCAUCACCACCAAGUCGCUGCCGGGCAGCCUCGACUCGGAUGAUCAGCCGUCGUCGCCCACUCCACCGCCGCCGCCACCGCCGCCACCGCCGCCCCCACCGCCCAAGAGCCGGCUGAUGGUGUGGAAGGUGCCGCGCUUCCUCAAACGCUUCGAGGAACUGGCCAGCCGCGGAAACAGCUCCUGUCACAGUCAGCCAGAGAAGGAGGAUCCCCAGUACCUGCAGCACCUCCAUCAUUCCCGUCCCUAUUGCCCCGAAGAGACCCUGGCCUUCAUGGAUCCCACUGCACCGAAUGUGAAUGGGAACGGAACCGGAACCGGAAUCGGAACCAACUGCGUGUACCAGCAGCUGCCCGUCCUGGUAGAGUCCUGCAGCGUCAGCCGGCUGGGUAACCAGACCCUGGACAUACCGUCCGCGUCUCGGCCCUUGCUGCACCAUGCUGCCACCUCUACGGCCCUGGCCAGCAGCGUCCUCCGUUCCCCAGAGGGGUUCUCCGCAGUGGCAGGAUCCAGCGUCGGCGGAGCAGGCUGCUGCUCUCCGGGACAGUAUUCCAUGUACGACGACAUCAUCGAUGUGCGCUCCUACAUCAGCCAGUCCCGCAGCGACAUCUCGCCCUUCGGCCGCUCCGGUAGCUAUCGGAGCCAGUGCGGCCGUCAGUCCACCAGCGGGGGAACCGUGCUCCCCGUGGAGCAGUCACCCCUGCCCAGGCCACGUGCCUCCACCCUGGCCACUGGCAGGCCACCAGUCGUCGGUGCGGCUGCAGCUGGGGCUGGGGCUGGGGCCACCAUCGAGCCCAGCACCUCCAGCACUAGUGCCAACGUCCAGCCCAGUCCCUUCUGUCUACCCGCUCCGCCAGCUGGAGGCGGAGGCGGCCACUCGCGCAACUCGAGCAUCUGCCCGUCGGCCACCUCGCGCAAGGAUUCGGGGAUCAAGAGCAACUCGCGGCGCUCCUCCAUCCAGCAGCAGAUAUACGCCCUCAACCAGUCGGCCAUCAGCCAGCACCGCGUCUCCGGCUACUUCACCAGCUCCACCUCGAGCAUCUCGAAUUUGAAUGACAUGCAGGGCCUGCCCCUGCCCAUGCCCCUCCCGCUGGGCAUCGCGCUGCCCAUGGUGGUGCCACAGCCGCCCCCGCCCCCGCUGCCGCUGCUGAUGCAACCGUGCUCCUCUCAGACGAUGGGCGACCCGCUGGCCGCCUGCCUGCAGCAGCUGCGCAAGCAGUCGGACCUCCAGCUGAUACGAUGUGUGCGGGACAACGCCAGGUCGCAGAGGAGCUACCUUGUGAAGCCGCCGCUGCGGGGCUUCAGCCUUUACUUCAAGUCCCGCCAGCUGGAGCGCGACUUCCGCUCCAAGGCCCACCGGUUCGGGACCGAGAACGAGACCGAGGGGCCACCCACACUGGCCACUCCCCGGUACAACACCUACAUCGACAUCUUCGUGGGGAUCGCCGUCUACCUGUGCAUCUCGGUGUCACUCUUCCUGAUGACCCAGAACACGGUCACGCCUAGCUUCCGUCUCUGGGUGACGCUCUUCUCCUGCUUCACGGCCAUCCAGGUCUUCGCCCUCUUCCUGUUUACGAGGCAGAUGUGUCGCCGUCAUGGCACCGGGAGGACCAGCAGCAGCAGCCGCUCUCGUCUCCGCUCCAAGUCCACAACCAGCGAGGUCGUCGACGGCGAUGCAGACGAGGAUGGAGAUGGAGGUAGAGGUGGAGGUGGACGUGGGGAUGUUGAGGCUGCCCUGAGGAGGGGUGGCAGUAGCAGGGGACCUCAGUUCCGGUCGUGUGCGGACCGCAUCUUCGAGGCCAUCUCCAGCUGGUAUCCGUGGCACAUUUGCCUGGCCGUGCUGAUGGCCAUGCCCGUGCUCCUGAUCAUCGCCAACUUCCUCCUGCUGGACCUGGAGCAGCUGGAGGCCUUCGAGUACCACUACGGCUUCCUCAUCUUUGUGUGCAUCGUGCACUUCUGCAACUUCACGCAGCUCAACUGCUGGGUGCGCAACAUCCUGGCCUUCAUGGCCGCCCUGUGCUUCAUUGGUAUCGCCGUAUCGCAGCUGAUGGUCUACUCGAGCCGAAGCGACCAGGCCGAGUCGGAGGAGGAGUCGCAGGAGGAGGGCGGCUCCUCGUACAUCUUUGAGGAGAUCAAGUGGUUCCACGACUACCACGUGGAGAUCUACCUGGAUCUUCUGCUCAUCCUAGUCCUAGUGUGGUUUCUUAAUCGCGAAUUCGAGAUCGGCUAUCGGUUGACCUUCUACGGGAACGCGGUCGCCAACCAGGACAAGGUGCGUGUCCAGAACAUGAAGAACCAGGCGGACAUGCUGCUGCACAACAUCAUUCCCAAGCAUGUGGCCGAGCACCUGAAGAACACGGCCAAGUACUCGGAGAACCACCACAACAUCGCCAUCAUCUUCGCCUCCAUCGUCAACUUCAACGAGAUGUACGACGAGAGUUAUCUGGGGGGCAAGGAGUUUCUCCGCGUUCUCAACGAGCUGAUAGGGGACUUUGACGAACUGCUCUCCCGUCCCGAGUUCCGGGCCGUCGAGAAGAUCAAGACCAUUGGCUCCACCUUCAUGGCCGCCAGCGGGCUGGACCCAUCGCACCGAGGGUCGGGUGAUGAGCACAUCCACACACUCAUGGAGUUCUCCAUUGCCAUGCAGGAGGUGGUGGAUGCCUUCAACAAGGAUCUGCUCGAGUUUAAUCUGAUCCUGCGCAUCGGCAUGAACAUUGGCGAUGUGACGGCGGGCGUGAUCGGAACCAGCAAGCUUUACUACGACAUCUGGGGCGACGCCGUCAACGUGGCCUCGCGCAUGGACUCCACGGGUCUUCCGAACCGCAUCCAGGUGGGCAAGGACUGUCUGCCGUUCCUCACCGCUCGCUACGACUUCGAGCCCCGCGGCAGCGUCUAUGUCAAGGGUAAGGAUCACAUGGAGGUCUUUCUUUACACGGAUCGCCGAAAGACCCAGCUUCCAGAUGAGGGUCUGCAAGCGAAGGGGGAAGAAGAGCUGGAUGACGAGCAGCAGCAACAGCAGCAGCUAGAGGAUAAUGAGGGCGAGAAUGAUAAUGAGCAUGAGCAUGAGCAUGGGGAGGAUAAGAAGGAGGUUGAUGUUGAUGCUAAUGUUGAUGAUGAUGAGGAGGAGGAGUUUCACUCGAGCGAGACCACAACGCUCUUCAAGUCGCAGGAGUCUAUACAGGCAAAUGGCGGCAAUCAUUUGACGACGACGGUCACGAUAACGACCCCGCCCUCCUCCCAGUCAGUGGAACCGUAGACAGUCACGACCACGGACAACUCUUGGCAGUAAGCACUUGAAAACUGGUUUCAAAAUUGCAUUUAAUGAAUCUACAAGGCCGAGGAGAAGCAACACACAGGAGCAGGAGCAGGAGUGGAGGAGUGAACAGCUGCCUGCCAAGAAGGAGCUUAGUCCAAGAUUUGUAACGACAGACAAAUGGCUGGAAGAGUUGGUGGAGUUGGUUUCAAAAUGGAAGACCGAGGGCUUCUGAGGGUUUCUAAGGGUUUCUGAGGGGUGGGAGGGGGUGGCUUUGAAAAGCGGGCAGGGGGUUUCCGGAUAAAGAAGGACAAACCAUGUUUUUGUGAUAUGUAAAGAAUAUGAAGAUAUAUAGAUAGAAUCGAUAGAAUCGGAUAAGGUUGAACGGUCCUUUAAAGUUGAUAUUGAUUGAUUGAUUGAUUGAUUGAUUGGUUGAUUGAUUAUUGUUAUUAUGCAGUCAGGAAUGAUGGAUCAAGCUGAGCAGGUUGCAGCUGAGGUUAUGUUUUAAGAGACGGAGGAUGGCAGAUCAGAUGGAAGAUGGAUGAUAGAAGAUGCAGCGGGAUAUCUUCGGAUAUGCAUACUCGCAGAGAGCCGGUGCACCGAUGCUCCCAUAGAAUAUUAUAUUUAAUUGUAUUAGCAAGUUGUUUAGUCGUAAGCCAAAGCAGAUCACACAUCUGUAGCUCUAUGUGUAUAUGCUUCUCCCUCCCUCUGUCUAUAAGUUCAUUCUUUUUUUUAGCGUAUCGCCUAGCAAAAUUACCGCUUGCUUGAAGAAGGGAGCACCUCUAAUCUAAGCUAAACUAAUAGAAAUCCGUGGCUUUAAAUGUUUCUGAAGAAGAGCGAAGAUACUCGUGUUAGCAAAAUAGUUGUGGACUGUGUGUGCAUAUAGUAUGUGUAUGAGUAGAUUCGAUGUAUGUUAGAGUUAUCUUAUAAAUGUAUCUACUACGUGUGUAUAUACAUACAUAUGCGUACGUACAUUUAUACAUAUAUGUAUAAGUACACAUAUGACAUUUUUUUUUUAACAAACCAAUGGAUAUACCUGUAUGUACUUGUUGUUGUUCAUGUUGAUCAUAAAUGGAUAUAUACAUAUAUUGUGUGUGUUUAGGCAUAUUUAUGCGUAGUUACUCACAAAUUACUUGAAUGUGUCCCGCGAUUAAUUAGUCCAUGCGCAACUGCAGCACAAAAGUAUGCUACGGCAAGUAGAAAAGCAUCAGCGGCACUGCUUGGCAAUCGACUGCUUGCGCACAAUACUCACGUAAACAGACACACGCUCGCACAUCUACCAAAAGCUUUCACCUCUCUCUCUCUCUCUCUCUCUCACACACACACACAUAAUCGUUUUAUAAGUCUUUUGUAUCAUUUUUUUAUAUAAACAUCUUUUUUGUGCAAUGAACUUUUGCGACACCUGCUAACUGUAAACUUAAGGCAACUCUAUUUCCGCUACAAUAACCAAAACAAAAUGGAUGCAGUGAAGAGAUAUACAUACUACAAACAAUUUUGGAGUAUAUUCAUAUGAAACCUAUGGACCCUAUUGUAUUUUUAUAUAAACAAACAAGUAUUUUCUACUAAUUUAUUGAACAAAAAAAAAACUAAAAUCAAAGGAAAUCGAAAUCGAAAACCAAAAGAGGAGUAUACUUUUUUUCUUGUCUUUUUGAAACGUCUAAGUGUACAUACAUGAUAUACACAUAUUUAUAUUUAUAAUUGUAUAUUUUUUAUAAACAAAAGCGAAGGAGAAAGCGAAAUAUGAAAAUGAUAUUUCAGUGUGCGCGGAAAGCGAAAGCGCGGCAUCAGUUUUUCCCCACAGAUCGUUUAGAUCCAAUUUACGAUUCGUUGAAGUGUUUAAAUGUUGUUGGAGGAUACACCCAGCCAUAGCCAUAUAUGAGUAUCUAUGUAUAUGUAUGUAUAUUUAUGAGUAUGGAGCGUUGGCAACGAGCCGCAUCCCAAUCCUAAGUGUGUUUUAGCAAAAAGAUUUCAAAGAGUUUAUCGAAAUGUUAUAGGCAAACCUACUAAGUGUGAUGUGUAGAAAUCGAAAAAUAAAAGUAAAAAAGGCAGCAGUAUUAUAUUGCGUGUACUUAAAA